UUGGGAGCGACUCAUUUUAACGGAUGAAUUCUCGCCGGGAAACGUGCCAUGAAUGCUCUUCCUCUGACAGGGAGUACGUCGGGAGCCUGGACGUGCCGCGGCCCAACAGCAGAGUGGAGAUCGUGGCUGCCAUGCGCCGGAUCCGGUAUGAGUUCAAAGCCAAGAACAUUAAGAAGAAGAAAGUGAGCAUUAUGGUUUCAGUGGACGGAGUGAAAGUGAUUCUGAAGAAGAAAAAGAAGAAGGAGUGGACGUGGGACGAGACCAAGAUGCUGGUGAUGCAGGACCCCAUCUACAGGAUCUUCUACGUCUCUCACGACUCCCAGGACUUGAAGAUCUUCAGCUACAUCGCCCGAGACGGUGCCAGCAACGUGUUCAGGUGCAACGUGUUUAAGUCCAAGAAGAAGAGCCAAGCCAUGCGGAUCGUCCGGACAGUGGGGCAGGCCUUCGAGGUGUGCCACAAGCUGAGCCUGCAGCACACGCAGCAGAGCGCGGACGGCCAGGAGGACGGGGACAGCGAGUGGCACAGCCACAGCUCCGGGGACCCAGGCCGCCAGCUCCCUGGAGCCGAGAGGGCCUCGCCAGCUACUGCAGAGGAGACGGACAUCGACGCCGUGGAGGUCCCCCUCCCGGGCAGCGACGGCCUUGACUUCAGCCGCGGGGUGACUGACCUGGAUGCCGUGAGGAAGGAUGGCUCCUCCCACACAGACUCCGAGGUGCCGCCGCAGGAGCCCGUGCCCACAGCCUCGCCCCGGAUGCCGCUGCCCCCGCCCUGUGCACAGGCCCCGGGCGCGGGCACGCCGCUGUCCUCGCAGCACCAGCUGCAGCUCCUGCACCAGCUCCUCCAGCAGCAGCAGCAGCAGACGCAAGUGGCCGUGGCCCAGGUUCACUUGCUGAAGGACCAGCUGGCUGCGGAGGCGGCGGCGAGGCUGGAGGCGCAGGCCCGCGUGCACCAGCUCCUGCUGCAGAACAGGGACGCCCUGCAGCACGUGUCCCUGCUGGUCAGGCAGGUGCAGGAGCUGGAGCUGAAGCUGUCGGGACGGAGCACCAUGGGGUCAUCAGUGAGCCGGAUGGGGGGGGCGUGCUUGCCCCUCGCAGGUGUGGGUGGGGAGCCCCAGGCAGCGUCUCCCGCGGACCCCAGGGCCCUGCAGACAUCCCAGGAGGAGCAGGCUGUGUGCUUGGAAAAGGCUGGGGAACAGAUUCUGCACGUUUCUCAGCCCACGAUGCGGCAGUUUUUAAGUAUCAUGUGA
Molecule: messenger RNA, 1247 nt
Organism: Myotis brandtii (Brandt's bat)
Lineage: Eukaryota; Metazoa; Chordata; Mammalia; Chiroptera; Vespertilionidae
Gene: NOS1AP
Product: nitric oxide synthase 1 (neuronal) adaptor protein
Exons: 10
Coding region: 24-1247 (407 amino acids)
Molecular function (GO): nitric-oxide synthase binding
Source: RefSeq, a predicted model, not a curated record